Molecule: messenger RNA, 4563 nt
Organism: Adineta ricciae
Lineage: Eukaryota; Metazoa; Rotifera; Eurotatoria; Adinetida; Adinetidae
Source: the annotation of a GenBank genome assembly
AUGCCUACUGAGCCUACUGCCACUACUGCUGCUACACCAGAUCCUUUUCUCGCUUCUCUUCAAGCUACCGCCCUAAAAGAGUUACAAAAAUUUACUGGUGAUCCAUCACAAAAAGUUGUUCAUUUUAUCAAUUCUAUUGAACAAUUACGCACAUUCACUCCAUUAACUGAUGCUAUGUUACAUGCAGUUGCUACACUUAAAUUAGGUGGUUCAGCAUUUAGUUGGUACGAAAACAAUAGAGACUCCUUAAAUUCCUGGAGUUCCUUAAAAGCUCACCUUUUGGAACGUUUUAAACCAUCACUAUCAACUGCUAAAACACGGUUAAAAGAACGACGUCAACAACCUGGUGAUUCCUUACUGGUUUAUUACGAUGAUAUUAUUGAUCCCUGUCAACAAGUUGAUCAUAGUAUGCCACACCAUAUGAUUAUCGAUUAUUUACAAGAUGGUCUUCGUGAUGAACUUAAAAUUCAUGUUAAACGUCGUAUGAGAACAUUUACUGAACCACCAUCACCAGCUCAAUUCUUAAAAAUUGCACGUGAUGAAGAAGAAUUACAACAGGAAGUCUUAUAUUCUCAGACAUCCGUUAUUAACACCACUCAAGCAUACUUUGCUCCCGUUUCUGCAGUCACUAGUGUUCCUCCACUUCUAUCACCUCCUUUCAUGAACACAUUAUCAUACGACCAUUCAUCAUCUCGUUCUCCUCAAUCGCAAAAUCAAUAUCGGCCUUGUUUAAUCUGCAAACAAUCUAAUCAUCGCACUAUCAAUCGUCGUGAAAAAAAUCCUCUGGUUGUUAUAAAUGGCGGAGUUCCCAGUUAUUCAAUGCCAUCAUCAAUUAUUCCACAACAUCCUAUUCUUAUUCGUGCUUUCGUUAAUAACGUUUGUCAUCCCGUCGUUUUAGAUACAGGUUCUAACAUUACUAUUAUUCAUCGCAAAUUUUUACAACAAAUUCAACAUACUGGCUUUCGCUCUAUCUCUUCCAUUUCUUCUUCUGCUAAUUGUACAUCACUUGAUGUUAUCGGUGAAGCUGAUCUUACCAUAAAACUCAAUAAUAUUCUUACCACCAUCACUGCUGCUGUUACUACAUCUCUUGUUACUGAUGUCUUACUUGGUGCAGAUUGGAUUAAUCUGUAUGUCCGAUCGAUUGACAUUCACCAUCAACUGCUGAUUGCCCAUGACACACAUGGUCAAUGUACAACUAUUCCACUUGUUCACACACCCAACUCGUCAUCUACUUCAGUCGUUACUUUCAUUAAUUCCGUUACCAUACCACAAUAUUCGACGUGCAUCGUACUCGUUCGAACGCCUUCCAUCACUAAUACAACCGUUAUUUUCGAACCUGUUCCACAAAUUCAUACUAAACCACUCUUUAUUCCUGAUUCGAUAAUUCAAAUAACUGAUCAUCAAUCUCUUAUACCCAUUGCUAAUCAGACGGAUCAUCCAUAUACAAUACCACAAAAUACCUGUAUUGGAACUGCAUCAUCUUCACCUUUCAUCUGUGCGAUGUCGUCUUCUAUUCCACCUCACUACCACUCAUCAUCAUCAUCGAAUACAUCACAUUCUGACUCGUUAUCAACGUUUACUUGUUACGUCUGCAAAGCUGUUUUUCUCACUAGCAAUGAUUUACAUCGUCAUCUUCGUGAUCAAUGUUAUCCAGUUGAACUCCGCCAUCAAAUCAAUACUCUUACUUCAUCCAUUACUGACUCUACUAAUCGUACAAAAAUUCAAAAUCUUCUUUGGCAAUAUGGUAAACUAUUUGAUAUUCGUCAACCGUCGAAAAUUAACUUUACACUUGAACAUGCUAUUGAUACGGGUCAACAUCGCCCUGUUUAUACUCCACCUUAUCGUCGUUCACCAAAAGAUCAUGACUUACUUACCGAACAAACUCGAAAACUCUCUAAUCAAGCAAUCAUCGAACCUUCAACGUCACCAUGGUGCUCGCCUGUUGUCUUAGUUAAGAAGAAAGAUGGGAGUACACGUUUUUGUGUUGAUUAUCGUAAAUUAAAUGACAUUACUGUGAAAGAUUCAUUUCCAUUACCUCGCAUUGAUGAUAUUUUCGACCAACUAUCUCAAUCUAUUUACUUUACCAAACUCGAUUUUAAAAACGGCUAUUUUCAAAUUCCACUUGCACCAUCUGAUCGUCCAAAAACUGCAUUUUCCACACGUGAUGCUCAUUAUCAGUUUACAGUUCUUCCACAAGGUGUAAAAAAUGGUCCUCCUACCUUUCAACGCAUCGUCAAUCAAAUUUUAGGUUCUGCUCGUUGGAAAUUUUGCCUCGCCUACAUCGAUGACAUUUUAAUUUUCUCACGCACAUUAGACGAUCACAUUAUACAUCUGAAUGAAGUUUUUCACUUACUUCAUUCUUUCAAUUUUCGUUUAAGUGUUGAUAAAUGCACUAUUGCUUCUGAUCACAUCGAUUUUCUUGGUCAUCAUAUUCAUCGUGGUCAAAUACGUCCAAAUCUCACCAAUGUUCGUGAUCUACUCGAAUCUCCAGUACUAUCAACAACACAAGAGAUAUUUCGAUUUGUCAAAGCGGCUGAAUACUAUCGAAAAUUCAUUCCAAAUUUUUCUCGUAUCGCUGCACCCUUAUACAAAUAUACACCAUCAUCACGCACUCCACACACUGUUCAACCUUCAACAUCAUGGAAUAUAUCUACAUCUGAAAAAGCUGCAUAUGAUCAACUCAAACAUAUACUUUCUACUGAUUUAGUUUUACAACUUCCUGAUUAUGAUUUACCAUUUAAAAUUCAAACGGACGCUUCUAAAAUCGGUAUCGGUGCAGUUCUACUUCAAACAUAUCCUGAAGGUGAUCGUCCAGUAUGCUAUAUGUCGAAAAAAUUAUCACCAAGUCAACAACGCUGGCCCGCUAUUGAACAAGAAUGUUAUGCCAUCGUGGUUGCUAUUGAACAAUGGCGUCAUUAUCUUCAUGGUCGUCAUUUUAUCAUUGAAUCGGAUCACAAGCCAUUAGAAUCAUUUACUGUCAAACCUCAAUUAAAUGAUAAAUGUGAACGUUGGCGUCUAAAAUUGCAAGCAUAUGAUUUUACCGUUCGUCAUAUUCCAGGCAAAUCAAAUACCAUGGCUGACUUUCUCUCUCGAUCACCUGUAGAUGUUAUUUUACACGAUCUCGACACCGAUAUACCACCAACUUUUAUCUCCACCGCCACUCAAACCACUAGUAAUACAUCUCCGGCUGCAUCUACACCAUCAAGUAUCAACAUGGUUACUACUCGAUCUCGCUCAAAAGAAUUACUUGCACUGAACCAUGAUCAACCUCUCAUCUCUACCACCAACUCUUCUAUUAUCACGCCUCUUUCAACAUCCGAUCCUCUUCGAAUCACUUUCACGGGUGACAUUUCUGUUUUGAAACACGCUCAAGAAUCUGAUCCAACUGCCCAACAUAUUAUUAAAAAUCUUCAUACUCUACCUUAUAUUAAAUCGUAUUCACUAUCAGAUGGUCUUCUCAUGCAUCACGAUUCUCAUCAUAAACCAGUACCUUAUGUUCCACCCGGUCCAAUUCGCACUGAUAUCUUGAAAAUAUACCAUGAUACACCAGCUAAUGGUGCACAUUUCGGUCGUGAUAAAACUAUCGCAAUAAUCAAAACUCGUUACUAUUGGGAAAAUAUGCGGUCUGACAUUAUUACUCAUAUUAAAUCUUGUCUUCGUUGUACACAAAAUAAUCCUAUUCGACGUAAACCACCUGGUCAUCUCCAACCAAUCGAACCUCCAGCCGGUGUUUGGCACUUGUUAGCUAUGGAUUUUCAUGGACCUAUUUCUCCUACCAGUCAGCGUGGCAACAAAUAUAUCAUCUCAUUAACCGAUAUUCUAUCCAAAUUUGUUAUUGUAAAAGCUGUUCGUGAUUGUACUGCUGAUACCGCUGCUCGUUUUCUUCAAGAAGAUGUUAUUUGCAAAUAUGGUACACCUAAAUGUAUUUUAACUAAUAAUGGAACUCAUUUUACUUCGAACAUGAUGGCUCAACUUUUUCAACGUCUCGGUAUUGUUCACGUAUAUUCUACACCAUACCACCCACAAACAAAUGGUCAAAUCGAACGAUUCAACAGUACAAUGGAUUCAAAGAUCGCAUCAUUAUCCAAUUCAUCUCACUCUAAUUGGGACGACCAACUACCAUAUGUAAUUUUCAAUUAUAACACCAAUAUUCACUCCACAGCCAACAUCAUUCCAUUUGAAUUAAUGUAUGGCCGUUCUCCAGUACUUCCAUGUGACCCACAAGAUCCUAUGGUUUCAAUACAGAUCGAUCCUCAUCAUCGUCAAAAAUUACAACAAUACAUAUCAUCUCUUACUAACAUGGCUCAAGACCAUCUUCGAUCAGCUCAAGCAGUAUACAAAGCUCGGUUCGACGCACAUCGAUCAAAUCCUUCAUACUCUAUCAAUGAUUUAGUACUUGUCAAAACAUUGAAACCUCGUCAUAAAUUUGAUGUUCGUCAUGAAGGUCCUUAUAGAAUUAUCCAACGUCUUAAUGAUAAAACUUAUGUAAUCCAGCACGUCCAUUUACACCACAUAACUCGUCAAGUUACUGUGGACUCUCUUAUUCCAUUAUCAUCACGAUGA